AUGCAGAUGAAGCAGAUUCUCGCUUUGGCCCUGUCCAUUGCCUCCGCUGAGGCCGCCUACAAGGGUUUCAACUAUGGCUCUACCAACGAGGAUGGUAGCACCCGCUACAAGGCCGACUUCGUUUCCCAGUUCAAGAACGCCAAGAACCUGGUUGGCACUUCCGGCUUCACCAGCGCCCGUCUGUACACUAUGAUUCAGGGUGGCACCACAAACACUCCCAUUGAGGCUAUCGAGGCCGCCAUUGAGGAGGAGACUUCCCUGCUGCUCGGUCUCUGGACCUCCGGUGGUAACAUCGACAACGAGAUCGCUGCUCUGACAUCUGCCAUCAGCACCUACGGUACCUCCUUCACCAAGCUGGUUGUCGGUAUCUCCGUCGGUUCUGAGGAUCUGUACCGUAACUCCGUCACUGGUGUUGAGUCCGAUGCUGGCGUCGGCAUGAACCCCGAUGACCUGAUCAAGUGCAUCGAGUCCGUCAAGAGCGCUAUCUCCGGCACCACCCUGAGCAGCGCCACCAUCGGUCACGUCGACACCUGGGACGCCUGGACCAACACCUCCAACUCUGCUGUCAUCAGCGAGAUUGACUGGCUCGGCUUCGACACCUACCCCUACUACCAGACCACCGAUGAGAACGACAUCGACAACGCCCAGGCCCUCUUCGAUGAGGCUGUCGCCAAGACCAAGGCCGUCGCUGAUGGUAAGGAGAUCUGGGUGACUGAGACUGGUUGGCCCGUUAGCGGUGACUCUGAGAACGAGGGUGUUCCUUCCGUCGCCAACGCCAAGAAGUACUGGGACACUGUCGGUUGCUCUCUCUUCGGUACCACCAACACCUGGUGGUACAUCCAGCAGGAUUACGGUGCCAGCCCCUCCUUCGGUAUUGUCGGCGAGACCCUGAGCACCACCCCCCUGUUCGACCUCACCUGCCCCAACUCCACCACCACCAGCACUAGCACCUCCGCCACCGCCUCCGCCACCGGCAAGACCUCUGGCAAGUCCUCCACCGGCUCCUCCACUGGCUCCAGCUCUGGCGCCAAGGUCUCUGGCUUCUCUGCCGGCCGCAAGGGUAACGGCACUGCUGCCGCUUCCGGUUUCCGCUCCAUGACUGCCUCCGUUCCCCUGGCCUCCGCUUCCGGCUCCAGCUCCUCCGUGUCUGGCUCCAGCUCCUCCGGCUCCGGCUCCAGCUCUUCCGGUUCCAGCUCCAGCUCUGGCGUCUCUGGCUCCAGCUCUGGCUCCAGCUCCUCCAGCUCUGCCUCUGCUUCCUCCACUGCCUACACUGGUGCUGCCACCCGCCCCGCUGGCUCCAUCUUCGGUGCCGUCGUCGCUGCCCUCGCUCUCGCGAUCGCUGUCUAA
Molecule: messenger RNA, 1347 nt
Organism: Penicillium pulvis
Lineage: Eukaryota; Fungi; Ascomycota; Eurotiomycetes; Eurotiales; Aspergillaceae
Gene: bgt2
Product: GPI-anchored beta-1,3-endoglucanase EglC
Exons: 1
Coding region: 1-1347 (448 amino acids)
Biological process (GO): carbohydrate metabolic process; cell wall organization
Cellular component (GO): extracellular region; cell surface; fungal-type cell wall
Molecular function (GO): glucan endo-1,3-beta-D-glucosidase activity; 1,3-beta-glucanosyltransferase activity
Source: RefSeq, a predicted model, not a curated record